AUGUCUGCCAAGGUACCUCGGAACUUCCGUCUCCUGGAGGAGCUGGAGAAGGGCGAAAAGGGCUUGGGCGCAGAAGCAUGCUCUUACGGUCUCGCCGACGGUGAAGAUAUGAUGAUGAGCAACUGGAAUGGAACCAUCCUCGGCCCGCCCCACAGCGUCCAUGAGAACCGAAUUUACAGUGUCAACAUUCAUUGCGGACACGACUACCCCGAUAACCCUCCCACGAUCCAGUUCACGUCGCGAGUCAACAUUCCUUGUGUCGACCAAAAGUCCGGCAAGGUUGACCCUACCAAGCUUCCUUGUCUCGCACAGUGGAAACGGGAAUUUACCAUGGAGACCGUUUUGAUUGAGCUUCGGAGAUACAUGGCUUUGCCUCAGCACAAGAAGCUCCCUCAGCCUCCGGAGGGCUCGACUUUCUAA
Molecule: messenger RNA, 420 nt
Organism: Penicillium argentinense
Lineage: Eukaryota; Fungi; Ascomycota; Eurotiomycetes; Eurotiales; Aspergillaceae
Product: E2 ubiquitin-conjugating protein MMS2
Exons: 5
Coding region: 1-420 (139 amino acids)
Biological process (GO): DNA damage tolerance; protein K63-linked ubiquitination
Cellular component (GO): nucleus
Source: RefSeq, a predicted model, not a curated record